AUGGUGGAUGGUUUUUAAAUUUAAGAUAUUUUAGUUUGUCCACUGAAGAAUUCCCGAUUUCCGCUUUAAGGUUUUGCAACAACAGUUCUAGCAAAUUUCUUUAAAGUCAUAAUACUUGUGCAGUUAUAAUAACUCAUAAUAUUACAUUACAAUUCUAUACAUCUAUGAAAAAGGUGCUUAACAUGAUUAAAUAGGUUAAUAACACAGUUACACAUACAAUUUAUAUUUAAACAUCGUAUUACGUAAACGGGAAUUUUUCGUAAUCAAAAUAAUUUUAAUAAUUUUACCUAUUCUUAACAAUAAUAAUAUUUGAAAGCAAAAUGGUUCAAAAUACCGAAAUUGUAGAUGUCAGUAAUAACACUGUGACGUUGGACAAUUUGUCCGACUACAUGGUCAUUGGCUGGGAUAUAGAUACGACUGGACGCCGUUUACUGGACGAAAUAUGUCAUAUUGCUGGUCACACACCAAAUUCGCAGUUUAAUCAAUAUAUAAUGCCACAUAAUGACAUUGAUCAAGUAGCCAGAAGACGCCAUCUUUUGUGCACUAUAACAAUGGGACGUUUCCGUGCAUUAAAAGAUAUAAAAAAUAAUAAAACAUUAAAAUCAAAAAGUGAAAUAUCUGCUUUAGCUGAAUUUAUAGAAUGGUUAGAACAAAUGUUGAAAGACAAUGGUAAAAAAAUGGCCAUUUUAGUGUGUCAUGAAGUUAGCAAAUUCAACACUUGUCUUCUAAUUAAGUCUCUUCUUGCCUAUAAUUUGUUAGAUAAAUUCUCUGAAGUAGUCAAAGGAUUUGCUAACUGCCAUUCAUUUGCUCAAACUCAUUGUCAAGAUACUAUGGUUAUGUUUUCAUUAAGAGUUCUAUCAAAGGUGCUCUUAGAUAAAGAUCAUAUUGAUACUUCCAAGGCAACUGAUCGUGCUAAAUUAGCUUAUGAUAUUGUCCAACAUUUGUGUGUAACUUUGGAAAGUGGUAAUGAUGAUGGUAAAGAAGUGGUAACUGGAAGUGAAGUUUCUGAAGAAACCAAGGCCAAGGCAUUAUCUACAUUCCUUACAAGUAUAGAUAACGAAGUACAGACAUUGCAUAGCACUCAAGAGUUAUUGGCAAGACAAAAGUCACUAAAUACAGUUUACCAUAAGUCUUUGUCAUAUCAAACAUCAACAUUAGAUCGCAAGAAAGCUAUUAGUUAUCGUAAUUCAAUCGCCAAAGCUAACAUUGAUUAUAUAACACUCCAAUCUUUAUGGACAGAAAAUAAGGAAAAUAAAGACGGUUUUAAAGACGCUGUUAAAGACAAAUUGCCUGAACUAUCUGAUGAAGAAAAAGAAGACAUUGUUAGUACUGUAAUCAUGCAUUUUGAAAAUCCUGAACCGGUUUCUCCACCUCCUAAAGGAGGCCGAAAGUAUGGUGGCAGAUUUAGGAGACGUAGCAGCAGUUACAAGGACAAUAGAAAGAGCAUAUCUGAAAACGAUGCUGGCUCUCUUUCGCCAAAUUCAACCGACCACGCCAAUGGUCACAACCUAGAAGUAGAAAAGCCCCAGAACGAAAUUAUCAAAAGUCAAGAAAAUGGUGAGAACAACUGAUUAAAAACCAAAGUUUGAUUACCAUUUUAAGUAUUAAGUAUUAAGUAUUAUUAAAAAAAAAAAAUUAAAAAAAAAAACGUUAAGUUUUUUUGUUGUUCUUCAUAGACUACUUAUAAGUUUUAUUAUAAUAAUUUUAAAAUCUCUAAAAAAAAAAUUGACUGUAUGAAACAAAAACAAAGUGUUGACCACUUUUCGCGUUCAUUUAACUAUUUUCCUUAUGGAUGAUAAUAUAUUAUAAUUUUAUUUUAAAAAAAUCAAGUCGAUUUUAAUAUUUAUUUUUCUUCAUGUUCUAUUUCUAUUUUAAUUUGUAAGAACGCGAAUAAGUUAAGGUCUUUAUAACAUAUGUAAUAAUUUUUACAAGAUAAAACUAUAUAUCUAUAAAACAAUAAACAAAGAAUAUAACAACAAAAGUUAUUUAAUUUAAUUUAUUGCUAUUAUUAUUUAUUAUAAUUAUCUAAACUUUAUGAUUUUUUAAAUUACUGUUUCUCUUAAUUUACAUUUUGUAUGUUCCAUACUUGUAAGAUUGGAAACAGCAACAUCCUAUGCGGGCUUGGCAUUCUCAUUUAAAAGUUAACAUAAUGGUAUUUAUUCAUUGAAUGUAUAAUUUGUUUUUAAUUUGGUUAUUAACAUUUAUAAUAUAAUAUAAUUCUCAGCUCUAAUUAAAAUAUUAUAUUAAUGGAAAAUGAAGACUCAUUUAUGAGCUGUAAGAUAUAGGUGUUUGUACCAUUUUACUAGAUAAUGGAUGUUGUCAAUCUAAGAGCAUACAUUUAAAAUAAUAAAAUACGUCAACAUCA
Molecule: messenger RNA, 2365 nt
Organism: Metopolophium dirhodum (rose-grain aphid)
Lineage: Eukaryota; Metazoa; Arthropoda; Insecta; Hemiptera; Aphididae
Gene: exu
Product: maternal protein exuperantia
Exons: 6
Coding region: 321-1571 (416 amino acids)
Biological process (GO): bicoid mRNA localization
Molecular function (GO): RNA binding; protein homodimerization activity
Source: RefSeq, a predicted model, not a curated record